Molecule: messenger RNA, 1155 nt
Organism: Solanum dulcamara
Lineage: Eukaryota; Viridiplantae; Streptophyta; Magnoliopsida; Solanales; Solanaceae
Product: ATP synthase subunit d, mitochondrial
Exons: 5
Coding region: 128-634 (168 amino acids)
Biological process (GO): proton motive force-driven ATP synthesis
Molecular function (GO): proton transmembrane transporter activity
Source: RefSeq, a predicted model, not a curated record
UGGGAAGCCCUCGCAUCAUAUAGGCACACCAGCCGAAGGAUCAUAGUCGUUUCUCUGAGCCUCAUUUUUGUUGUGAGCUGCCUCUAAAGCUUGAUCGACCCUACACACACUUUUAGACUGCGAGAAAAUGAGCGGUUCAGCGAAGAAGAUCGCCGAUGUGACUUUCAAAGCCGGCAGGACUAUUGAUUGGGAAGGAAUGGCCAAGCUUCUCGUCACCGAUGAAGCUCGCAAGGAGUUCUCCAAUCUACGUCGCGCUUUCGAUGAUGUCAACUCCCAACUUCAAACCAAGUUCAGCCAGGAACCUGAGCCUAUCAAUUGGGAGUGUUACAGAAAAGGAAUCGGUUCUCGCCUGGUAGACAUGUACAAAGAGGCCUACGACAGCAUUGAGAUCCCCAAGUUUGUGGAUACGGUGACUCCUCAGUAUAAACCCAAAUUUGAUGCCUUGUUGGUGGAACUGAAAGAAGCCGAACAGAAAUCUAUAAAGGAAUCUGAAAGAUUAGAAAAAGAAGUUGCAGACGUGCAAGAGUUGAAGAAUAAACUUAGUACCAUGACAGCUGAAGAAUAUUUCGAGAAGCAUCCUGAGCUGAAGAAGAAGUUCGAUGAUGAAAUUCGAAAUGAUUACUGGGGCUAUUAGUUUGCUUUUCACAUAGAAGGUUUUGGGUCAACUUAGGAUGGAUGAUCUAAGUUCAUCCCUGGUUAGGAAUAAAAGAAAAAGAAGUACUACUUGGUUAGUUUCAAAUGUUAACUACAGUGAAUCUCAUCACUAGGACUGUAGGACAUACUAAUAUGGCCUUGCGUUUGGAGGCAAAAGAUGUUGGAGUGGAAUAUAGAUCAAAAUUCCAUCAAUUCUCGUUUUGGAAUUUGACUAGGCUUUUUGGACGUUCAAUGAUUAGACCUUUUAAAGAUGCUGAAAUACUGCUUUUUGGACAUUUGGACGUGCAACUUUCAUCAUUUAUCACUGCUGAAUGAGGGUGGCGGAAAUACUCAAAGCAUUCAUGUGUUAGAAGAGUAGUCACUUGAAGAAGAAUUGUAACAAGUUGUUUUUACCAUUUGGGUUGAGAGUCAACUCUUUACAGAAUGGAAAGAGCCUGUAUUAUAUACAAAUAAAUUUGUAAAACAAAGUCAUAUAAUCCAGGAGGAUCACUUUCAACUGUA